CUGGCGAGUGUUCGGGGAAUUGUCAGCAGCUGUAGCCAGCCGGAAAGGAAAUUUCGGUAAAGAAUCCUACACGUACGCCCGUUCGCCUAAUAAUCACGUGCCGUGGAAGCUCAUUAAAUUCGAAGGUGAAAAGCAGCCUCGUCCUGUCACCCGUCGCCCGUCGCCUGUCGCCAAGUUAUUGCACACAUGGCCACAUAAAUAUAUCCCCAGGCAGAUAAUAAUGGCUAGCGGUUCCCGAAGAAGUACAAAAGAAUUUGACUUUGAUUUACUGUGCGAGACCUUUGCCGAGAUUUGCCCCGACUUUCGAGAUGGCCCGGGAACGGAUAUGACGGAGAGUCUGGACUUUGCCAACCGGGUGAUUUUUGAACUGGGUCCCAGGAUGCGACAACUAAAGCAGAGCGGCAGGGAUCAGAUGUGGCGCCUGGUCUUCAACGGCGGCGGAAGUGUCUAUAUCUACACGUACACUUUCCAGAAACCGAUCAGCGGACAGCCUCGAUUGGGUGGGGGCAAGCUGUAUUUGACUCUAAAGCAGGCCGGUUUGCUGGCGGUUAGGAAGAUUUGUGCUAUGUUGCCAGUUUACCAUGAUCCGCGCCACAAAAUUCUGCUGACUCCGCUGGCCAGAGUCGUGUUUGAUCCCCCGAAUAUUCAGAAGAUUGCCUCUGCGCUGACUAAUCUGCUUGGGACCAGAGUGGAUUGUUCCGAGGUGGUGCGGGCUGUGAUCAGCAGUUGCCAGAGCGGUGGCUUCCACUUGGAGCACAGCCAGAGCAACAUCGCCCUGGUGGCUGUGGGUGCGACUACCCGAGACUUUGGCGAACGUAAAAAGCAACGAAGGAAGACCGUUAAACAGUACACCAAUCAAGGGAAGAUCUUCGAUUUCAAUCAGUACAAGAUAUACGCCAGGUUCUCCAAGAUGUCUGAUCAAAUCGCAGAGGAGCCAGCACUUCCCGAUCCGGAUCCACCCAGAGAGAAACCACCCGCACGUAUACGCAAUGUGAGUGAGGUGUUGCGUUCCAUUGCCAAGUCCACCGAUGAUCCACUGAGUGGCGAAACCAUCGACAUGAAAUUCAAAGCUCCAUCGAAUCCGGAAAAGAAAGAAGAGGUGCAGGAUAUGCCAAUCUCGAUGGAUGUCCGUUUGCAGGGCACCAGCAUGGAACGCAUGAGAUCUAAAUUAAUGGCACCAGGUCAAGGGCGAUCAUCUGGUUGGUCAGUUGGGGGCUUGUAAAAAGAGAACAUAGAUUUUGGAAACAAGCCAGCAUUUUUUUAUAUUUUUUUUUAUAUUUUUAAAUGUCAUAUCUUAUCAUAUGGUCAAGUUUGUUCACUGCAGAAAGUAACAAGUGAAGUCAAGAGAAAUGGUAUAUCUAUUAAAAAGUGGUAUAUCUAAUAAAUAAGAUGAAAUGCCUCCAUGUUUAUAAAAUUUUAUUACCGCAAAAAUAUCAUCUAAAAAAACAUUUGGGAAAUUGCACAAUUAACCUUCUUGUAAAUUUUAAAAUUUACUUUCGAUUAUAUGGUUUGGACAAAUAUAUUGCUUUUCCAAGAGAUUAAAAAUUCAAAAAUACCCUUUUGUAUUUUAAAUACACAUGCGGCUUUAACAUUUUUUAUUUUUCCACCU
Drosophila elegans is the source of this 1609-nucleotide messenger RNA. RefSeq lists its product as uncharacterized. Bases 221 to 1222 code for a protein of 333 amino acids. The transcript has 2 exons. NCBI's taxonomy places the organism in Eukaryota, Metazoa, Arthropoda, Insecta, Diptera, Drosophilidae. The record is from RefSeq and is a predicted model, not a curated record.